AUGNGUAAUGGUGGAUGUUCUCCAGGUUGGAAAGGAGAUUCCUGUCAAAUUCCUGAUGAUUCUGAUUUUGAUUCUGCUGUGACUUCAAAAGUUACUUGUAAAACAGGAACAUUUGGAGAAAAUUGCAAACAAAAGUGUCAUUGUUUAGGUAAAGUUGAUUGUGAUUCUGUUGUUGGAACAUGUCCAGGAGAAUGUGAAGAUAAUUGGAAUGGAACCUCAUGUAAUGUAUGCAUUAGAGGAAAAUAUGGAGAAAAUUGUGAAAAUACAUGUCAUUGUCAAGGUGGAAAUGAAAAUUGUAAAACUGAUGGUAAAUGUAAACAAGGUUGUGAUGCUGGAUGGACAGGUUUUACAUGUCAACAAGAAUGUGCAGCUGGAAGAUUUGGUCCAAAUUGUGGAUUAUCAUGCCAUUGUUUGGAUGGACCUGAAGCUUGCAAUAAAAUCACAGGAAUAUGCACUGGAGAUUGUCAAGCAGGUUAUAUAGGAAAAGAUUGUCAAACAACAUGUCCUGUAAACUUGUAUGGUAUAAAUUGUCAGAAAACUUGUGAAUGUCUCAAUGGAGGUAAAUGCAACAGAAUUAAUGGUAACUGUACUUGUGGAGGUUAUUGGCGUGGACAGAAAUGUACAGACAGAAUUCCACAGAUUAUUGCUACUUCUGAUAAGGAAAUAAAUGCUGGGCAAUAUACAUCAAUAUCUUGUACUGCUGAUGCUAUUCCUUCACCUUCUUUUGAGAUAAUUUCAAGUGAUUUGAAUAGAUUAGAUACUACAAUAACAAAAUUUGGAAUAAAUCAGUAUCAAGCCAUUGCCAAUGUUACCGCUAACUCUUCAGGAAAUUAUACUUUUCAUUGCUCAAUUAAUAAUACUUAUGGUUUGGAUAUAAAAUCCUUUUUCUUGCUAGUGAUUGAUCCACCUGUACUAAAUGAAAGGCCAGAAAUAAUAAAUGUUACUUCAACCAGUAUAGAAAUAUCAUGGAAAUCAUGGGAAUAUGGAAUUGACAAAGGUGGAAAAAAAAUGGAUAGAAUCAAUUAUUUAGUAAUUUAUCGUGUUUCUGAAACAACGGUAUGGAAAACAAUCGACAAUUGGAUAUAUACAACAAGAGCUGUAAUACAAGGACUUUUACCUGAUACUGAGUAUCAAAUUGCUAUUAAAUGUAGAAGGCCUGGUAAAGGUGGAAUAGGUUCACCAAGUCCAAUUAUGUCAGCCAGGACAUUAUGUGGAAAUCCAUCACCUCUUGCUAUUCCUCUUGAUUUUAAUCCCCAACAUUUUACACCACAUACAAUUACUCUUUCUUGGAAGCCACCAAUAUACUCUGAAUUACAUUGUUCUUUGAUGGGAUAUAUAUUGUGUUAUUAUGAAGGCACAGAGGUGCAUAAUCUACAUUGUGUGAAUAUUUCUAAAUCUGAAGAGUCUUAUACCCUGGAAGGAUUACAACCAUUCACAGAAUAUGUUCUCCAUCUUUUUGCAGUUACACCUAAAGGAAAAGGACAACAGUUCGCUGUAUUGAAAUUUUCUACACCAGAAGCAGUUCCAGGACCAGUUGAAAAUCUGAAAUACAGUCAAAUAUUAAAGAAUCCUGAACUGAUAGUAAUUGAAUGGAAGACAAGUUCUGUAAUGAAUGGAAUACUUAAGGAUUAUUUAAUCAAAUAUGAAUUGAUGAAACAGGGUCUAUGUGAAAAUAUAUUAUCUUCAAAUGUACACAGAAAUAAAACUGUACCCAAAUCUCAACAUGACGUUAUAUUGAAAGAUUUAUUGCCUUUUUCUACAUAUAAAGUAAGUGUUCAAGCAAGCACUUCUGCUGGCUAUGGUGAAGAAAGAACCAUAAUUGUGAAAACUUUGGAAUCUGUACCAACUUCAAGUCCUGAAAAUGUGCAUGUUGUUUCAAAAGAUAAAAAUUCAUUAACAUUUGAAUGGGAUCCACUACCUUGUGAUACUGCUAAUGGGUUUAUUAAAAAUUAUGAAUUCAGUUUACAAAAUUGUUCUCAAAUUAAAAAAUCUAUUAGGGAAAAACGUAAUAUUGAUUUUGAAGUUUGGAUAAAUUCAUUAACUCAAGUGUCAGAUACUAAAGUAACUAUCCUUGGACUUCUUCCUUAUGAAGAAUAUGCAUUUGCAGUAAGAGCUGUUACAAAAGUAGGCAAUGGACCAUUUUCUAAAGAAAUUUAUGCUAGGACAACUGAAGAUGUUCCUUCAUCUCCUUCACCAAGAAUAGAUUGGGUUACAGAAGAUAAAUUUAUCAUAAAAUGGAAUGCUCCUUAUCCACCUAAUGGUGUCAUAGUGAAAUAUCGACUUCAUAUUUGGCCAACUGAUAAUGAAUUGGACACAAAAAGUUUUUCAGUGAACAACAAUGAAAAUGAAGGUGGCCAAUACACAUUUGAAAAUUUAGAACCAUUUACAAACUAUUCCAUACAGGUUCAGGCAGCUACUAAAAUUGGGUGGGGUAAUUGGAGUUCUGUUGUUUCAGUUAGAACAAAAGAAUAUGUUCCAGAUCCACCAUCAAAAAUUGACACAAUUCCACAUUCAAACAAUAGUGUAACAAUUUCUUGGUCACCUCCUUUAAAACCAAAUGGCAUUUUAAGUGGGUACAAGGUAUCUUGUCAACCAUCUUCUAUGGAACUUCGUGUACAGAAAAUGGAUCUAAUAGAACAGGUAGUAAAUAGUUCAACAUUACAAACAACUUUUGAAAAUUUACAGCCAAAUACAGAAUAUAAUAUAACAGUGAAAGCUUCUACAAGAAUUGGCUUUGGAGGACCUAUUAGAACCAGUUUCUGGACACCUACCUCAGGAUCUAUGUUGCCUUCAAUUGUGGAAAUUGUGGAUAACAGGACACUAAGUGAUUCUAUUAUAAUUAAAUUUUCAUCUGGACAUUCAAGAAUAAUAAAAUAUCAAAUAAUUGUGGAAGAUGGUAGAAAUAGGGAAGAAAUCAACCAACAACAUUUACUAGACCAUGACAGUGCUACACUUGCAAAAAUACCUUACUACAUUACUGCAGAAUUAGAUGCCAAAGAUCUACCAAAAGAGGAUUAUCACUAUUUUAUUGUAGGAGAUCAAAAGACAUAUGGAAAAUAUAAAAAUGUUCGUUUAUCUCCAGGAGUACUAUAUAAUAUUCGAAUUAGAACAAUUAGUGCAAAGAAGCAAUCAUCUAUCUCUGAAGCAAGACAGCACGUUAUUGUUAGCUAUCAAAGUGAUGACAAAUUUGAAAAAUCCAUAUUUGGAUUGCCUUUUUUACAUUUUAUCUUCAUAGUCCUUGGGAUGUUAGUUCUGCUCAUAAUUGUUAUUUUUAUUGUUGGAUUAAAAGUUCAUAAAUAUUGUCAAAAUAAAAAAAAGAAACAACAGUGUUUUACCAUUCAUGAUCCAGUUGUAUCGGAUGCUGUCACAUGGUCAGUGGCAUAUACAGUUUCUGAUUAUGAAGCAACUGAUUGUCCGGUUGUAAAUUGUGAAAAAACUCUUCCAUUGUAUAUUGCUAAAGGAUCUCUCUUAAAAACAAAAAAAACAAAAAAACAAAACUAUUCAGAAGAGCUUAAUGUUGAUGAUUUAGCUGAUUACAUUUAUAACAAAAAUAUUCAUCCAUCAAAGAAUUUUGCAGAAGAGUUUCAGAAACUACCACGAGGGCAAUGUUCACAAUGGUUGGUAGCCAAAAAACCUGAAAACAUCACAAAAAAUAGAUAUGGGAAUUUAUUACCUUAUGAUGAUAAUCGAGUAAUAUUGAAAAUUGUAUCAGAUGCCAAUUCAUCAGAUUAUAUCAAUGCCAGUUACAUUGAUGGAUACAAUCGAGUAAGAGAAUACAUAGCAACUCAAGGUCCAAAAGAAAAUACAAUUUCAGAUUUUUGGAGAAUGGUUUGGCAAGAGAAUUCUUCUGUUAUUGUGAUGGUUACAAGUUUAGUAGAGAAUGGAAAGAACAAAUGUGCCAAAUACUGGCCAGACGAUAGUAUUUGUCAUGACGAUCUUGAAAUUCUGUUAAGUCAUACAGAAUCUUGCAUGGAUUUCAUUGUUCGCACCAUACUUGUUCGUAAAACAAGUAUAGGAGAAACUAGAAGAGUUAAACAUUAUCAAUUUUUAGACUGGCCUGAUCACAAAGUGCCGUCGAGUGCAUCCUCGUUACUUAUCUUAAUAAGAAGAAUGAGAUCAGAAAAUCCAAAUUUAGAAAGUCCAAUAAUUGUACAUUGCAGUGCCGGAAUAGGACGAUCGGGUACCUUCAUCGUUCUUGAUGCAUUGCUACAACAGACCGAAAGAGAGAAACAAAUUAACAUAUUAAGUUUUGUGCACAAAAUGAGAACUCAGAGAAUUGACAUGGUUCAAAAUUUGGAGCAAUACAUAUUCAUACACGAAACAAUACUUGAAGCAGUGCAGUUUGGAAACACUGCAGUUAUGGCUGAUGAUCUUCCUCUUUACGUGAAAAAUAUUUGUUGUAUAAAGGCAGAUGAAAAAAUAUCAAAACUCGAAAGUCAGUUUCAGGUUUUAUCAAAAAUUAAGAAGAGAAUUGAAGUUAAUGAUUGUUCUGAAGCAUUGUCAGAAUUAAAUAUCUUUAAAAACAGAGAGUUAAUGAUUGUUCCAGAAAAUCAGAAAAGUGUAAAAUUAAAAUCAUUCAAUUCAACUGAAGAUGGAAAUAAUUACAUUAAUGCAAUUACUGUAGAUGGUUAUAAGCAUAAGGAUGCAUUUCUUGUAACACAAAUGCCUCUUCCUCACACUAUUAUAGAUUUCUGGAAGAUGAUAUACGAUUAUAAUUCACCUCUCAUUGUGAUGUUAAAUGACGGUAAAAGAACAGACGAUCCGUCCAUUGGACAAUACUGGCCAACUGAAGGUUUAGCAAGAUAUCAUUUUUACGAAGUUCAAGUCGUGACUUUUGAAGAUCACGGCACUGUUAUUGUGCGAACCAUUAAACUUAUCAAUACUAUGAAUUCCAGAGAAUCCCCUCAUAGAGUUGUUCAGUUGCAAUUUAAGGAAUGGCCACACGAUCAGAUUCUUCCGAGUUCUGCUUCCAUGCUGGCAUUACUAAACCAAGUUGACCGCUGGUAUCGUGGAACAACUGGUGGCCCAAUCACCAUUCACUGCCUGAAUGGAGCUGAAAGAUGUGGUCUAUUUUGCAUUACUAGUUAUAUCUGUGAUCAGUUGAAAACAGAACAUGCACUUGAUGUUUUUAAUACUGUAAAAAAGUUAAGAGCUAAUCGACCUGAAUUCAUUACUUCUCUGGAACAAUACAGAUUUUGCUAUCAGAUUGCACUAGAACUCAUAGAUUCAUAUUUGUUACACAGAUUAAAUUAAAAUUUUUACAUUUGAUGGAUUUUCAUACAAAUUUAUAGGAAAUUCUCAUGUGUUUUUAAUGAUUGAUAUGGCAUAAACAUCUUUUGUUGUAAUAAAUAAAUGUUAAAAAAUUUUCAAACAUUCCAGAUGGAUUUUAAGUCUUAGGUGCAAAACAUAAGUAUUAUCAUAAAUUUAGUAGUCUACAGGCUUAAUUGUAAUAAAUCGAGAGAGAAUAAAUGCAAUUACAAAUGUGGAAAGAGUAACAAUAACUGCAAAUAUGUAGAAUGUUUCUUCAUCAAAAACAUCUACAAAAGCAGGUAGACUAUCAUAAAUUUUGUUAAAGAGAUUCAACUCUGACUUAUAUGAAGUCUUCAUUUUCUUCUAGUGAAUGAAUAUUCGUCAAUCUUUUCUUGUGGAGUGUGUUUUUGAAGAAUUUUAUGGAAUUCUUGAACAACUUCAAGAGAUGUUAAAUUUCCUGUUUUAAAUAAAUAUUUAUGGCCAGAAUCUGCAAGAAAAAAA
Molecule: messenger RNA, 5751 nt
Organism: Centruroides sculpturatus (bark scorpion)
Lineage: Eukaryota; Metazoa; Arthropoda; Arachnida; Scorpiones; Buthidae
Product: receptor-type tyrosine-protein phosphatase mu-like
Exons: 40
Coding region: 1-5253 (1750 amino acids)
Biological process (GO): protein dephosphorylation
Molecular function (GO): protein binding; protein tyrosine phosphatase activity
Source: RefSeq, a predicted model, not a curated record